This is a messenger RNA of Panicum virgatum (switchgrass), 997 nucleotides long. Its product is annotated as glutathione transferase GST 23-like. Gene Ontology annotation, molecular function: glutathione transferase activity. Bases 62 to 745 code for a protein of 227 amino acids. Lineage: Eukaryota; Viridiplantae; Streptophyta; Magnoliopsida; Poales; Poaceae. Gene Ontology annotation, biological process: glutathione metabolic process. The record is from RefSeq and is a predicted model, not a curated record. Gene Ontology annotation, cellular component: cytoplasm. The transcript has 2 exons.
UAGAGGCAGUUUAUGGCCGAGAUAAUAGCUAAGGGAGAACAAGCCAGAAAGCAAACCGAAGAUGUCUCCACCGGUUAAGCUCAUCGGCGCGUUCGGCAGCCCAUUCGUGCACCGCGCCGAGGCGGCCCUGCGGCUCAAGGGCGUGUCUUACGAGCUCAUUCAAGAGGACAUGGAAAACAAGAGCGAGCUGCUGCUGCAGCACAACCCCAUCCACAAGAAGGUCCCCGCGCUCCUGCACGGCGACCGCGCCGUCUGCGAGUCCCUCCUCAUCGUCCAGUACGUCGACGAGGCCUUCGACGGGCCGCCCCUCCUCCCUAGUGACCCCAUCGACCGCGCCACCGCUCGCUUCUGGGCUGAUUUCAUGGAGCAGAAGUUUCGGAGGCCGCUGUGGCCGUCUUUCUGGACGAAGGGCGAGGUGCAGAAGGGGUUCAUCAAGGAGACCAAGGAGAACCUGGCGCUCCUGGAGGCGCUACUUGAUGGCAAGAGGUUCUUCGGAGGCGACUCGGUCGGCUACCUGGACAUAGCCCUCAGUGGAUUGUCCCGUUGGAUGGGUGUGUUUGAGGAGGUGGCCGACGUGCGCUUGAUGGGGGAGGACGAGUACCCUGCUCUGCACCGGUGGGCGAAGGAGUACAGUUCCGACGAAGCUGUGAAGCAGUGCUUGCCGGACAGAGAGCGUCUCAAAGGCCACUUCGCUGCAAAGAGAGACAAGAUGAGAAUGGUGGCCAUGGCGAUGCUGCAGCAGUAAUCCGGUGUCGUGUUUUGGCUGUUGGUAAAGGUCAGUCGUUUGAAGUCUUGCCAACAAAUAAGUGGUGCCUGGUCUUCUUGUAGAUGGCUUUGGUGCAGAGACGCAGCAGUCCCAUCCUUCUGUGUCUGCUGGUCCACAGCAUUCCAUAGCGGUGCCUGCUAUUACUGAUAUUUGCAUACAUGCAUGAUAAUUUGGGUGUUGUGAAUUGGCCUUUUUUUCUCGAGUAAAACUAAAAUGUGAUCCGGGACUUCA